Messenger RNA from Aedes aegypti (yellow fever mosquito), 1416 nucleotides. RefSeq lists its product as uncharacterized. Lineage: Eukaryota; Metazoa; Arthropoda; Insecta; Diptera; Culicidae. The transcript has 2 exons. Gene Ontology annotation, cellular component: chitin-based extracellular matrix. The record is from RefSeq and is a predicted model, not a curated record. Bases 185 to 1132 code for a protein of 315 amino acids. Gene Ontology annotation, molecular function: structural constituent of chitin-based larval cuticle.
UUCGUCUGCGGUAUAAAACCGCAAUCGUCCUCCCGGGGAAGGCACAGUUCGCAAACAGUCCUAGCCAGCUGCUAGUGAGGUUUCGGGGUAAUCAAUUUGCGCACCCAAUAGGUUCGUCAAACUGCAACAGUGUUGUGUGCAAGUGGCAAGUGAGAGAAAAUCGAAAGCAUUGGGUUGAAUCAUCAUGCGAGCCUUCGUGUUGGGUUCGGUGUUGCUGCUGGCUUCUGCCGCUUCCGGUUCGUACUUGGGUCAUGAAGUGUCAUCGCAGUAUCAGGCCCAUGAUGGCAUCGGUGGCUACUCGUACGGUUAUGCUGAUCCAAAUUCGCAGAAACACGAAACUAAGGAUGCUCACGGAGUGACCCACGGUGGAUAUUCCUACGUGGACGGCGAUGGCCACGUGCAAACCGUUAAGUACACUGCUGAUCCGAUUCAUGGUUUCCAAGUUGCGGCUACCAAUCUACCCAAAGGUCCAGCACCGAUCUAUCCGCACUACGGCAGCCCAUGGGUCCAUUCGUACUCUCCCAUCGUGUUGGGUCACAACGGUGCCCCCUUGGAAACUCCAGAAGUUCAAGCUGCCAAAGCUGCUCACUUUGCCGCCCAUGCCGAAGCCAAGGCUAGACUACACAAGCGCUCGCUUUACUCCAGCUCCUGGAAGUUCGUCCCAGCUCACAUCCCAGAGGUCAAAGCCAACCAGUACGGAGGCGUGCCAGCUCCCCACUUUGAUCGCCAUCAAGAAGCUCCCAUCCAUAAAUGGCAAGGACCUAUCCACAUACCGGUGAUCCACAACGGUGUUCCAGUGGAAACCCCAGAAGUUCAACAUGCCAGGGCAUUCCACGCCUCAGCUCACGCUCAUGGAUACGCCCCAGCUCAUGAACACUACCCGGGAACGCCAGCUGCCCAUGAGGAUCAAACCAAGUACGGUCCAUGGAAGGGCCCUGUACACAUCCCGGUCAUUCAUGGUGGAGUCCCAGUGGAAACCCCGGAGGUCCAACAUGCCAAGGAAGCUCACCUGAAUGCUCUGGCCAGUGCCCACGCCGCGGCCUCACACGGUCCCGAGGAUGAUGGUUCCUACAAACCGGAGCUGUGGGAUGACCAUCACUACCAGCAGGAUCACCGCUACCAACAGCACUAGUCUCGCCAACACCAUGCCAAAACUGCCACCUUACUAGAGCCAAAUCGGAUUUCAUUUGUUAAAAACGAUGAUUUUGAGUGCCAAACGGGAGGAAUGCUUCCGCCGCUACGGGCCCCGUUCCGUUCCCAGGUUGGCGGAAGUAGCUUCAACGCUCUCUAACUCUUUCCCUCUCUUUUUUUAUGUGUAGUCUCACUCUUUUGCACUGUUGUAUAAUGUUGAUUGAUUUGUAUGUAUGUAUGAAGAGAUACCGUAUGUUAUAAUGCAAAGCAUUGAUGAAAAUUGAA